Hyla sarda is the source of this 1992-nucleotide messenger RNA. RefSeq names its product NK2 homeobox 3 (gene NKX2-3). Gene Ontology annotation, molecular function: RNA polymerase II cis-regulatory region sequence-specific DNA binding; DNA-binding transcription factor activity, RNA polymerase II-specific. The coding region runs from base 615 to 1580 and encodes 321 amino acids. Gene Ontology annotation, cellular component: nucleus. The transcript has 2 exons. The record is from RefSeq and is a predicted model, not a curated record. NCBI's taxonomy places the organism in Eukaryota, Metazoa, Chordata, Amphibia, Anura, Hylidae. Gene Ontology annotation, biological process: cell differentiation; regulation of transcription by RNA polymerase II.
UACAUUACCUACAUGUAUAUAGUGUAAUUCCUUCCUGAUACAUUACCUACAUGUAUAUAGUGUAAUUCCUAUGUGUAGAUGUGGCAGAGUAGAAUCUGUCUUUUUAUUAUUUAGUUUGUUGUAUUUUUACCUGUUCUUCUCUGCAGCUAGAUAUCAGAAUGUAUGAUGUUGAAUCUACUCUGCUACUCCCAUCAUCCCCACAUCCAAUGUUAGUAUUUGGUGCCUGGUUUCCUAGGGUUAACUCUUCAGGCCUGAUCCUCCUGGGAUCCUUACUCAGCACACAGGACUCUUCCUGGACACAGGAGAUGUUGGGGGAGGUUCAGGGAGUGAAGCACCAAUCAUGGAUCAUUUCUUCUUCUCUUUUUUUUUUCUUUAAAGGCCUGGAUGAUUGACAGUCUCCUGGGAUGACGUUGUCAGUGAGGGUGGGGUCUGUGGUGCAGGCAGUACCCCAUCCCUCAGCUAUCCCCAGCCCUGCCUGUAACAAAACCCAGAGCAGCAGAGGCCAGGCUAAUGGAGGCUAUGUAGAGUGAGGACUGCAGCAGUGUCUCCUGGACCGUCCUCUCCCAGCACAGGAUUUAUCCAUUACCUGGACUUUACAACUAAUCCUUGUCCUGAUGAUGUUACCAAGUCCUAUCACCUCCACACCUUUCUCUGUGAAGGACAUCCUCAACAGGGAGCCCCAGGGGCAGCCGCCACCCCACAACAGGGGGCACUUGGCUCAGGAUCUGGAGGCUGAGUUCAGCCAGGCUGCAUGCAUGCUUGGGGACAGGUCUGCCUACAUAGACGGCAAUGACAAACUCUCUUACCUAAACUCUAUGGGGGCUGCAGAGGGUCAUGGGGAGGUGGGGAUCUCUCCUGAAGCCUAUGUGCAUGCAGCCAUGGACUCCUGUAACACGAAAGAAGAGGAGGAUGAGGACGAAGAAGAGUCUCUGAGGGACAGGAGUCACAAGACCUGCUUCAUGAAGAAGUCCCCCCAAGAUGAGGACAAGCAGGAGGACCUGGACAGGCCCAAGCAGAGGAGCAGGAGGAAGCCCCGGGUGCUCUUCUCCCAGGCCCAGGUCUUUGAGCUGGAGAGGAGGUUCAAGCAGCAGAGAUACCUGUCAGCCCCAGAAAGGGAACACCUGGCCAACAGCCUGAAACUCACCUCUACCCAGGUGAAAAUCUGGUUCCAAAACAGGAGAUACAAGUGCAAGAGACAAAGGCAAGACAAGUCACUGGAGAUGGGCAGCCACCACCCACCACCACCACCCAGGAGGGUGGCAGUGCCAGUGCUGGUGAGGGAUGGCAAGCCUUGCAUUGCUGGCAGCCAGAGCUAUAACACUGCUUACAAUGUGGCAGCAGCCAGUCCUUACUCCUAUAACACUUACCCGAGCUACAGCUACAACAACAGCUCUUCCUACAACAGCAACUACAGCUGCAACUACUCCGGGAUCCCUUCCAUCCAGCACAAUGCAGGGACUAAUCCAUUCGUAAACAUGGGAAACCUGAGCCAGCUGGGCAACACUUCCCAGCCACAGAACCACACAGGGGCAUCCAUGCCAUCCUGCCAGGGGACACUACAAGGGAUUCGUGCCUGGUAGGACUAAAGGGGGGGGCAAAAGACACUAUUAUGUAUUGGAUAUAGGAAAUAUAUAAAUAUAUCUAUCUAUCUGACCACAAGGGAUCCAGUGCCCAGCGCUCUCCACCUAUGGAGUGUAUAAAAAUACUGACCACCAGGCGACCAUAACUAGAUCCUAGUUUACAGAUUGCUAUAAUACAAAGAGCCUUUAUAUGAACCGCAUAAGGACCCAGAGGAAGCCUUAACCCUUUCUUUAUCUCUUACUCCAAGACUGCACAUGAUGUAUAUACAGCAAUAAAUGCAUGCAUAGUAAGUAAUGCAAAGCCACAUGAGCCCAUCCUAUGCCAAACUUCAGCUGGUGCCACCUGUCAAUGUUUGUUUAUUUUAUUUUAUUUACUAUUCAUAUAAACACUUUAUUUAUGUUAAAGGAUAUU